GGGUUCGUGAGGAAAAUGAAAGUUUAAAAUCACGUUCGCUCUAAUGAAUGAAAACGGCUAAGGAGCCAUAGUCUAACAACUCUCCUGCCCCUCUUGUGUACAGUGUGUCAUGGAUGCCAUCAGUGUGGGGGUGUUUGCGAAGAAGCCCCUCAAGGAGGUGGUCACACCCCACAAACUCUCCGUCCUCAGUCUAAUCUACGACUACAGUGUGAUGAAGAGCAAGUCAGAUGAGAAAUACUUCACACAGAAACAGAUGAGGAACUUCAUGACCUGUGUGCUCAAACUUCUUCAGAGCCCAGAUGUACCACUGCAGAAACUUCUGAACAACCUGAAGGGAACUCUCAGUCCCUCAUUACAGGAAGCCUUCUCCAACAGGUUGAAAGAGUUCUACUCUGACGGAGUCAGCCCCAUCAUGGAUUUCUUCCAGACUUUGUCAGAACUUCUGUCUACUGACAGAGGGACUGUGAUCAGCAAGACAAGUUUCUUAGGCAUGUUCAUCCGACGAAUGAUUCUGGCUUUUGAGAAGCUGAGCUUUAGCCAGGUGAUCUCCCUAUAUGGGCGUUUUAAGCUGUACUAUGAGGCUGUCUACCCUCCAGCAGCUCCCACAGACGAAGAAAAUGGAGAACUCAGCAAGUCCAUAGCCAAACUAUCCAUGAGCUUACCCAGUUUUCAAAACUUGCCAAAGUCUAACUUGACUAAAAAUCUGGAGGAUCUAAGUUUAAGUGAGGGGUAUGGUAAAGAAAUAACUGAGGGAUUUUAUUCACAGAAGCAGGCAGAGUUGUUCAUCACACAACAGGUUUUUCUACUACAGCACAAUGAAAAUGAAGCAAUGCCCCCUGAUAAACUUCAGGAUAAGAUUUCAGAGAUUCUGAAAAUAAACCCUGACUUAACAGAAGCGCAUUUCCUGAGCUACCUGAACAACCUAAGGGUGAAAGAGUACUGCACUGCUAUCCAUAAUCACUAUCACUACUUUGACAGACACAAGUUUACCUCCACUGACUCGGGGAACUCUUCAAACAAGUCCAAGGAUGAGGACAUUGGCAGGAGAUAUGCAGCUCUUAACUUGGCGUCACUCCACUUCCGAUUUGGUCAUAGAAAAGAGUCUUUAGCUGCGCUGCAAGAAGCCAUUAAACUUGCUCAGGAAUCAAAUGACCAUGUUUGUCUGCAACAUGCCCUGGGUUGGUUGUACAGGUUUAGGCUUGGAGGAGAACGUACAGCUGUGAAUCAGAUAGAGAGGUCAACAGUCAACUGUGAUGAUCUGAACCUACCAUACCUGACAUCAUUAGGGUUCCAGGCUUAUGCGCGGCAUGAUGCGUUAUCUGGGGUCAAACCUGCCAGUAUUUUCGAGCACUUUGUGAAGAGUGACUCUCUGAGCUGCAAACAUUCUCAGUUAAACUUCAUGUGUAUUAGCUAUGCUCAGAAGGCAGCCCUGUGGCAGAUGUAUGGCAAAAGAGAGAUGAGUUCUAUGUGCUCACAGUUGAUCCUACACCUGGAUACAUCUGACUGUGGCAUUUAUCAUUGUGGAGAACCUGGCUGUAUAGCGCUCUGUACUCUGGCUAAACAUCAUACUCAUCAGGGCUGUUAUUCAGCUGCUUAUGAGGUGAUCAACAAUAUUAAGAAACAUUACCCAGCGUCCUCUCAGUACGCCCAUAUAUGGAUGGCCUGCGAACAGGAAGUGAAUUUUACGAAGGCAAUGCUUGCUGGGAACUGGAGUCUAGCUGAAGAAAGUGUAGAUAAUAUGAGGGCAGUGUGUCAACAUGAGGCAGAUAUCAGGCGAGCAGUGUUGUUGAAGGAGAGAGGGGAGACAACUGUAGCACUGACUCUAUUGCAUAAACUGCUGAAAGAGGAUCAAGAGUGGGGAGAAGAGCACCUGACAGACGAGCUCCAGUUCACAACAGAGUACAGAUGCAGGUUGUUAUUGUUGCUGUCAGAGUUGCUGUGUCAGACAGGAAGCGCAAUGGUAGCCAUACCUCACCUACUGGACUGCCUGACGCAGGCCCGGCGUCAUCACCUGGAAUACCUGGCUGCUCUAGCUGGGGUCUACCUGGCCUACGUUCAGCUGCACAUCCUGAUGCCAAACCAGGCGUUGUCAUUGUUGGAUGAGCACUUGAAGAUAAUCCUUGUCCACGGCACUGUGUAUGACAAGGCAAGAGUGCUGUACCUGUACGCCAAGUGCCAGGUGGCUGCAACCAGCAAACAAACGAGCAAAGAGAAAAAGUCAGUACUGUUGUCCGUGGCAGCCAUGAUGACCUCUGUGAUUGACCUUUUCACCAAGGUCGAAGCUCAUCACAGGGUCAAAGACGCUGUGUACUUCCAGGCUCGGCUCUACCAUGACCUUGGCUACAAGACAGAACGCAACAACUGUGCGCGGAAAUUCCGUCAGUUGGAUCAACAGAAUCCCACCCUCUCCCAGGUGUUGGUCAAUGGAGUGUGACCACACAGAUGUAUAGGAACACCUGCAGACCAUUCUUUCUUUUCGAUAUUUCUCCUGUGUGGAAAAAACAUCAAGAACAAGGAAAGGCAGAAUGUCUUAGGGGAAUGUUUGUUAUCUCUCCCAGAUAUGCACGAGUGACAGGCACAGAUGUAGGGAGCACCUGCAUGCCAUUGUUACAUCUCAUGAUUUCUGUACAAAAGGUCAAGGACACAAGGAAAGGGAAAAUGUCUGAGGGAAUGUCAGUUAUCUCAUAAGUAACAUACCUGUUCCAGGUGUGCAUCAUUUGGAUCCUGCAGCAACAGUUUUAGGAUCAAAAUUGUAAGGUGAAAUCACCCUUAAAAGCGAGAUGGGGAUGUUAUGAUAUAGACCCAUGGUCAUGUGUCUGUUGAUUUUGCGCAAAAUUCAUGUGGAGAGAGAGAUUUCACAUUAGAUAGACGCGUUUUUCCCAAGUUUCAGAGGGAAUCUAUCUUAACUACAGUGCGUGUUGUGUCUUGCUUGAAUUAUAGGUUGACAAUAUGGCCUUGCAGAUAGUUGCCAUGGGAACGUUACCAUUUCUGUAUUAGUUAUAGAUGUGGCAUGGCUGAUAUCACACAAACAGCCAUGCCACAAUUAGUAGAAAGUGCUUUGUGAAAAUCUCUGUAAAAGUCACCUUGAAUACGAAAUACGUCAUUUUGUUAGA
Molecule: messenger RNA, 3113 nt
Organism: Liolophura sinensis
Lineage: Eukaryota; Metazoa; Mollusca; Polyplacophora; Chitonida; Chitonidae
Product: anaphase-promoting complex subunit 5-like
Exons: 18
Coding region: 110-2434 (774 amino acids)
Biological process (GO): protein K11-linked ubiquitination; positive regulation of mitotic metaphase/anaphase transition; anaphase-promoting complex-dependent catabolic process
Cellular component (GO): anaphase-promoting complex
Molecular function (GO): protein binding
Source: RefSeq, a predicted model, not a curated record